AUGCGGCGGCCCUGCAAGGUGGCGGCGGCCCUGCUGUGCCUCGCCGUGCUGCUGCUGCUGUAUCUGCUGGCGGGCAGCGCGGCCCCGCCGCCCGCGCCCUCCGCGCCCGCCCGCCGCCCCCCGCGCCUCGGCCGGAGCCCCCCGCGCCGGAGCGGCGGCACCGCCGGCCACAGGAAGCCUGGGGAACAGAAACAUCCAAAGGAGCCUUCAUCCUUGCAGUGCAUGCAUCUGGCAGUGGUGGCAUGUGGGGACCGGCUGGAGGAGACGCUGAUCAUGCUGAAAUCAGCGGUUCUCUUCAGCAGCAGGAGACUCUGCUUUCACAUUUUUGCUGAGGAUUCCCUUAAGCCUGAAUUUGAGAAGAAGUUAAAGGAGUGGCCUUCCUCAUACACAAAGAAGUUUGAAUCCACCAUUUACCCAAUAACCUUCUCAGUAGGAAAUGCUCAGGAAUGGAAGAAGUUAUUCAAACCAUGUGCUGCCCAGCGCCUGUUUCUUCCGGUCAUCUUGAAGGAUGUGGAUUCCCUCCUUUACGUGGACACUGAUGUUCUCUUCCUGAGGCCCAUCGAUGACAUCUGGCACGUCCUGAAGGAGUUCAACUCCACCCAGCUGGCUGCCAUGGCCCCGGAACACGAGAUCCCAAAGAUUGGCUGGUACAGCCGCUUUGCUCGUCACCCUUAUUACGGGACAACCGGAGUCAACUCCGGGGUGAUGCUGAUGAAUUUAACGCGGAUCCGCAGCACGCAGUUCAAGAACAGCAUCAUACCAGGUGGUUUGACUUGGGAGGAAAUGUUAUAUCCAUUGUACCAGAAGUACAAAAAUUACAUUACAUGGGGAGACCAGGAUUUACUAAAUAUCAUUUUUUACUUUAACCCAGAGUGUCUCUAUGUGUUCCCCUGCCAGUGGAACUACCGGCCCGACCACUGCAUGUACGGCAGCAACUGCCGAGGGGCGGAGGAGGAGGGGGUGUCCAUCCUGCACGGGAACAGGGGCGUCUACCACGAUGACAAGCAGCCCACGUUCAAGGCACUCUACGAGGUGAUCCGUGAUUUUCCAUUUGAAGACAAUCUCUUCCAGUCCUUGUACUACCCUCUGCAGUCGAAGUUUCUGGAUACAGUACACACUUUAUGUGGGAGAAUUCCACAAGUAUUUUUGAAGCAAAUUGAGAAAACUAUGAAGAAGGUGUAUGAAAAUCGUGUCAUUGUCUACUUGGGGGCCAAUCACAGAUACUAAUUGUAGCUCUGUUUUUACAGAGUUUUUAAUUCUUGCACUCCAUCUAAUGAAGGAUAUAAAUGAAGAAUAUGAACUCCUUUACCGAAACUCAGAUUUAAGAUAUUUCCAUAUCCAAUUUCCUAAUAACUCCUGAACUUACAAAAAGCAGGAAAUCCUAGAAGCCUACCUAAAGUGUUAUUUCUUGGGCCUUUUUUCUCUUCCUAUGUUUACUCUUGUUGCAACAGGGAGAGGUGAUGAUUCUUACUUUAAUUUGGGUUUAGUUUGGGUAUUUAAGUACAGCUGUAUUCCUGUAACUUUCCUGAAACUGUGCAAAAGGUUGUGCUGCUCUGAGGCUUGACAAAGAAGUUUAUGGUUGGAGCUUUGUAACAUGAGGACCCUUGAAAUGAUGGGGCAAAUAUUCUUGAGUGACGUGAGAAUUCUGAAUUACAGAAAAGAUCACUCCUGUGACAGGAUCAGUUAAAAUUUACUGUAGUAAAAAGAAAGUAUUUGCUUAAAAGGGUACUUCUGUCUGAAGGUGUAUUACCUGCUGUUCUUCACGUGUAGGACCUGAGAGUUCCUGUACUUAAAAAGAUUAGGGGAAUAGAAGUGCCUGUUUCCUUUGUGUUUUACAGCA
This is a messenger RNA of Pipra filicauda (Wire-tailed manakin), 1840 nucleotides long. It is a transcript of the gene GXYLT2, whose product is annotated as glucoside xylosyltransferase 2. Gene Ontology annotation, biological process: protein O-linked glycosylation via N-acetylgalactosamine. Gene Ontology annotation, molecular function: UDP-xylosyltransferase activity. NCBI's taxonomy places the organism in Eukaryota, Metazoa, Chordata, Aves, Passeriformes, Pipridae. The record is from RefSeq and is a predicted model, not a curated record. The coding region runs from base 1 to 1227 and encodes 408 amino acids. The transcript is spliced from 7 exons.